Knipowitschia caucasica is the source of this 579-nucleotide messenger RNA. NCBI's taxonomy places the organism in Eukaryota, Metazoa, Chordata, Actinopteri, Gobiiformes, Gobiidae. The record is from the annotation of a GenBank genome assembly.
AUGGAGGCCACGGGUCCCCACGCCCUGCCCCUCUCAUGCGACUACCCACCGGCAUCUGUUAGCAAGUCCGUCUCCACCGCGCCCCACCUCGGUUAUCUCUUUAGUCUCCUUUCAUGGGUUCAGGGGGUUCCUCCUCCCAAUGCUACAACUCCAACUCUCGAGAUCCAGUCCCCACUUUCCUCUCGGUCUGCGACGGCACCUCAUUACCAGGGCCACGCAACGGAACUGAAACCAGCGACAGCAGGGGAGUUUAGGGAUCGUAUAGGCCACGUCCCGCUCCGCCCCGCCAGUUCCCUCCGGUCGACAUUCCUCCAUUACCGGACUGGGCCGCGCCGCUCAACGCCCUUCUCUCCCCAAAAUCCCAACCAGCGCCAACGCUGGGUGCAGCGUCCGAGCUCGGCAAAGGACCCCCUUUCGUCUCCUUCUGCCAUCAGUGUUCCUCCUCCUCUCGCACGUCCAGACUCACAUCUCUCUUUCUCUCCUCCUUCACAUCCUCGUCCCCAGAAUCCGUCCCCACGACAAAUGCUCACCCACCAGCUCAGACGUCACCCCUACACCCCAUCCCAUCGCAUGCUCUAA